AUUACAGAAAAUAUCAGCCAGUAGAUACAAUUCAGGACUGUCUACUCGAAUAUGCCAUUGAAAGGAAGACACUUCAUUUUCCUCCGGCUCAUCAAGAUAGGCCUACAGUAGUUUGUAAAAUGAUUGGAAUUGACAGUGGCCAGCAUUAAACUGCAUCAAUAACACCACCCACCUUACUGUGUUUUUAUGAGGAGGCUCGGGAGGCAAAAUUAAGCUGCUGUCUGGAAGAACAUGGCCCGGGACACAGCAUGACUAAGAAGAUUAGAUAAGAUUUACUCGUGAGCAACACUGCUCUCACAGCACUGGACACAGCAACAGGCAGGAUAGGAGAAUGUGAGGUGAUACUACAACAGCAUGGUGAUGCAUGUCCUGUGGCGUGCGUUUGCAUGGACAUUCAAGGGUCUGCUAUGUACCUGCAGGUUCUUCUGGGUGAGCCCAUACUACUCAAUCAAAUACAUGCCCAAUGAACCUCACAGAACAGGAAAGGAUCACAACCAUCAAGUGAAACAAAAAACAGCCUCUGCGGAAAUACCAGGAAGUCAUUGUAGCAGUGCCAUGCAGAGGAGACUGUCCAAAGCUGAGAGGGAGAUCCAGGCCCUCAAGACCCAGAUUACCUUUGAGAGGGCUACAUGGGAGAGGAAGUUUGUGGAAACGCAGAGGAAACAACAGGACCUCCGUUAUCAGCUGAUCUCUGAGACUGUAGCCAGCCCUGGAAGUCUACUUCAGGUGGGCAGCUUUGAGGACCUUGGCGAUUCAGAGGUGAAGAACAGACAUCCUUACGAUGAAAAGGACCAGGACAGCUCAAGCAGCUUGAGCCAUUCCAACCAAAGCAGAGGGUCUGAGACGAUGUCAUCAACAGGCGACACAUGCCAAAGCAGCUUGUCUGGCAGCCAGGUCUCAUUGAACUCAGCAUUUGGCUCCAGACCCAUUUCUGCUCUGUCUACAGCCACCAGUGGGAGCUCCUGGAGGAGCUACAUCGGUCCACACCGGGUCUUUGUGCCUCACUCCCCCCUAGACCUGCAGACGGGACACCGGGUUCGAGUCCUGCUGCCCUCGGGACGGAUCAGCACAGGCACGAUUCGUUACCUGGGCCACCUGGACGGGGAGCCAGACUUCCAUAUGGGAGUGGAGCUGGAAUCACUUGAACACGGGCAGCAAGAUGGCACACACAGGGGGCAGUGCUACUUUGAAUGCGAGACUGGCCACGGUGCCUUUGUGCCAUUCACCAAGCUGUUGAUGGCCUGGGAGUGAUGAAAUCAGUCUCUAUGGUGGAGGGUCACAUCUUGGAUGAACCAUUUGAACUCUUUGGCAUCAAUCACGAAUGGUCUCUGAAAGCGAUCUUACACUACCGGUUAAAAGUUUUAGGACACCUAUUCAUUCAAGGGUUUUUAUUUAUUUGUACUAUUUUCUACAUUGUAGAAUGAUAGUGAAGACAACAUGCUUCGAAGAUCAUAGAAUUGUCAAUAUCGGCCCUGUAUUAAAGACCAACAUUGGCUAAAGAAAAAGAGAACAAAAUGAUAAGAAAUACUAUAUACAGUAGUAUAUACUGUAUAUGUGGGAUGAGCACUAACACCGUUUUCUUUGUGUUCAGAAAUAAAAUAACACUCUUGUAGCCUCGAAUAGUAAUAGCUUAUCAUGCAUUUCGAUUAAAGUACACUUAUACAGUAUAUCUUGUUCAUGACAUGGCCGAUAGAAACAUUUGGUAUUAUGGAUAUGCAAUGCACAUUUAGAGUCUCUCAAUGACUACUAGAACAUACAGUGCUGUGAAAAAGUCUGUCCCCCCUUUCUGAUUUCAUCUGUUUCUGCAUAUUAUCAGAUCUUCAACCAAAAGCUAAUGUUAAAGGGAACCUGAGUUUACAAAUAACAGAAAAAAAGGUAUACUUAGAGUAAUUAUGGAACACCCAAUUCCCCUGUGUGAAAAAGUAAUUUCACUCAAUAACGGGUUGUGCGACCUUUAGCUGCAAUGACUGCAACCAAAUGCUUCCUCUGGUUGUUGAUCAGUCUCUCACAUUGCUGUGGAGGAAUU
This is a messenger RNA of Oncorhynchus tshawytscha (Chinook salmon), 2026 nucleotides long. Its product is annotated as CAP-Gly domain-containing linker protein 4-like. The record is from RefSeq and is a predicted model, not a curated record. The coding region runs from base 355 to 1251 and encodes 298 amino acids. The transcript has 8 exons. NCBI's taxonomy places the organism in Eukaryota, Metazoa, Chordata, Actinopteri, Salmoniformes, Salmonidae.